Molecule: messenger RNA, 509 nt
Organism: Triticum dicoccoides
Lineage: Eukaryota; Viridiplantae; Streptophyta; Magnoliopsida; Poales; Poaceae
Product: putative calcium-binding protein CML23
Exons: 1
Coding region: 3-440 (145 amino acids)
Molecular function (GO): calcium ion binding
Source: RefSeq, a predicted model, not a curated record
GCAUGGCAGCAUCAGGUGAGUUCACGCGCGUGUUCUCGGCGUUCGACCAGGACGGCAACGGCAAGAUCUCCGCUGCCGAGCUGCGGCUCUGCAUGAAGGCGGCGCUGGGUGGCGACAUGUCGGCCGAGGAGGUGCAGGCCCUGAUGGCGUCCGCGGACGCCGACGGUGACGGGCUGCUCGACGAGGAGGAGUUCGUGAGGCUGGUGCGGGAGGCGGAGGCCGGCCAGGAGGAAGAAGGGGACAGGUGCAGGGAGGCGUUCGGGAUGUACGAGAUGGAAGGGAGGGGCUGCAUCACCCCGCUCAGCCUCAAGCUGAUGAUGAGCAGGCUGGGGCUGCACCUGGACGUCGACGAGUGCCAGGCCAUGAUCCGCCGGUUCGACCUCAACGGCGACGGGGUCCUCACCUUCGACGAGUUCAAGACCAUGAUGAUGAUGGCAUGACAUACAAAAACUGAACUUUGUAUACUUUGUCUGGUUGAUUGAUUCUAAUUCGAAAUUUUCUAUCUUCGA